AUGUCAUCCGAACCAAUAAAAGUUGUCUCUUUGGCUAGCGCCAAUAAUCCUGUUGACAGAAUCAACAUGAGUACAGGUAUUGACAAACCAUUUGAAACUCAGAUUUCUACUUCUGUCACUGCUGUUACUGCUGCUAAUACCGUGGCUGCUACAGCCGGUACUGCUGAAUUGGUAACCUGUGAUAUUCCAGAUCUUGAUAAAGAUUUGGACGAUGAGGCCUAUAGCCAGUAUCAUUAUAAUUAUGCUUCUGCUCUGGAUGGAGUCAGCGAGGAAAAUGUUGGUUUGACUUGUCUUCCUAUUCAGAAGAAGACCCAGACUUUCCGUAAAGGUGUGAACUUUACUAUUAUGGUUGUUGGCGAAUCUGGUGUUGGUAAAACAUCCUUUAUAAACACUUUGUUUGAUUCGAAAUUGAUUGAAUCCGAUAUCACCAGUUCUGCUGCGGACCUAAGUGAGGAUGAGCUUCAAAUACAUCUUCCAGCCGGUAAUUCUUUUGAAAAAAAGACUACCAGGAUCACCCCUUAUCGGAUGGAUUUGAUUGAAAAUAACUUUAAGAUGAGAUGUACAGUUAUCGAUACUCCCGGUUUUGGUGAUUAUAUCGAUAACAAGUAUUGUUGGUAUCCAAUUACUCGGUAUAUAGAUGAGCAGUACAGAAAACUUGUUUACCAAGAGACGCAGCCAAACAGAUCCACUUUGGUUCACAGCGAAGUACAUGUGUGUCUUUACUUUAUUAAACCCACUGCAGUCGGGUUGACUAUUUUGGAUAUUGAAGCUCUGAAGAAUUUGGCCUCCAGAGUCAAUUUGGUUCCGAUUAUUUCAAAGGCCGAUGGUUUCACCGACAAUGAACUGAGCUCUUUCAAACAGAAGAUUAGGGAAUCUUUGAAAAUUAACGGCAUAGAAUGCUGUCAGUUCGUUAGGGAUUCAAAGACUGCGGAGGAUAUGAUUUCUCGAAUGCCCUUCUCUAUCAUCAACUCUACUGAUUGUUACAAAAACGAAGAUAAAGGACUCGUUCGAGCCCGAAAGUACAGCUGGGGGUUGGCAGAAGUCGAAAAUCCUGAUCACUGCGAUUUUUUGAUGUUAAGAGCCUUCUUGAUGGGGUCCCAUAUGGGAGACUUGAUCUUGUCUACAGAAAAUUACUACGAGAAGUAUCGCAGGGAUUUUAUGAGGUUUCGAUUGGGAAUUUCAGUCCAAAAGGUUCUUGCUACUCCAGAAUUGGAGGCCUUAGGAUUGGAAGUAAAAGAAUAUCCUACAAACGUCAACAGUUUUAACAACACUACUCCGAGAUCCAAGAGUAGUUGGAAAUCUGCUACUCUUAGAGAGGCUAAAGCGGGAGCUGUUGAAUCCAGGAUUUCAUCCCAAAGCUUGGAUCAAUUGACGAAUAGUCAGGAUGCAGUUACCGUUUUAAAGUUAAUGGAUAAAUUUUCUUUAACAUCAACAGAGAAGGAAUUGGUUUUAUUGAAUCCUGCAUAUCUGGACCUGGAGAAGUAUGUGAAGCAAAAAUUCACAGCCGACGUAAGGAAAGAAAAUAUUCGAUUUAAAAGUUGGAAAAGAGCACUAUUUGAAAGACAGGACAAGUUCAACAGAGAUAUUGAUCAGAUUCACGACAGAGUUCACCGUCUUCAACAAGAAAUUAAGAAACUUGGUGGUGAAGAACCUUAA
Brettanomyces nanus is the source of this 1656-nucleotide messenger RNA. RefSeq lists its product as uncharacterized. The transcript has a single exon. Bases 1 to 1656 code for a protein of 551 amino acids. Lineage: Eukaryota; Fungi; Ascomycota; Pichiomycetes; Pichiales; Pichiaceae. Gene Ontology annotation, molecular function: GTP binding; molecular adaptor activity; GTPase activity. The record is from RefSeq and is a predicted model, not a curated record. Gene Ontology annotation, cellular component: septin complex; microtubule cytoskeleton; cytosol. Gene Ontology annotation, biological process: cytoskeleton-dependent cytokinesis.